AUGGCAAGUGACAACAUCCAAAUACUUGGCGCCGUGCCGCCACAAUACACGGACGUUUUGAGCGAUGACGCGCUGGAAUUCGUGGCCGAGUUGCAUCGCAACUUCGAGACCACCCGGCGGCGGCUGAUGCAGGCUCGCGUCCGCCGGCAGGCGGAAAUAGACGGCGGCGCGACGCCGGACUUCCUUGCAGAAACCCGGAGCGUCCGCGAAGGGGACUGGCGCGUGCAACCUGCGCCCGCCGACCUCACCAACCGGCGGGUGGAGAUCACCGGCCCAUCCUCCAACCGGCGCAUGGUGAUCAACGCGCUGAACUGCGGGGCGCAGGUCUACAUGACCGAUUUCGAGGACGCGCACUCGCCGGCGUGGCUGCCCACGCUUGACGGCCAGACGAACGUGCGCGACGCCUACCGACGCAUCAUCAGCGACGAAGCGGCAGACGGGAGGCAGUAUCGCCUGAACGAAAACAUCGCCACCCUGUGCGUGCGGCCCCGGGGGCUGCACCUGAUGGAGCGGCACGUGUUGGUGGACGGCGAGCCCGUGGCCGGCAGUUUCUUCGACUUCGGCCUGACGGUCUUUCAUAACCACGUGGCGCAGCAGAGCCACGGAACCGGCCCUUACUAUUACCUGCCCAAGUUGCAGUCGUACCUGGAGGCGCGGCUCUGGAACGACGUUUUCAGAUACGCCGAGGAACGUUUGGGCAUCCCGACCGGAACGAUCAGCCCGACGGUCCUGAUUGAGCACAUCCUGGCGGCGUUCGAGAUGGAGGAGAUCCUGUACGAGUUGCGGGAGCGGCCGGCCGGCCUAAACCUGGGCCGUUGGGACUACAUCUUCAGCGUGAUCAAGGUGUUCAAUGGGCGCAGCGAUAUGGUGUUCCCCGACCGGGCGCAGGUGACGAUGGCGACGCACUUCCUGACGUCGGCGGCGCAUUUGCUGGUCAACACCUGUCACCGCCGGGGCGCGCACGCGUUGGGCGGCAUGUCGGCGUUCAUUCCGCGCCGGGACGAUGCGGCGGCCAACGAAGCAGCCUUCGCCCAGGUGAAAUCGGACAAGCAGCGGGAGGCCGACCAGGGCUUUGACGGGGCUUGGAUCGCCCACCCCGGGUUGGUCGAGCCGGUGCUGGACGUGUUCCAGUCGGCGUUCACGACCGACAACCAACUGUCGGUGAUCCCCGAAGUGCGGAUCGCUCCGGACGACCUGCUGGCGGUCCCGGAAGGGCAGAUAACCGAGGCCGGCCUGCGGAACAACGUCAGCGUGGCGUUGCAGUACAUUGACGCGUGGACUCGCGGUAAUGGCGCGGUUGCCAUCUACGGGUUGAUGGAAGAUGCCGCCACCGCCGAGAUCUCACGGUCCCAGUUGUGGCAGUGGCUGCAGCAUGGCGCCGCCCUGGAUGAUGGCCGGCCCAUCACCACCCAGCUGUAUCGCCAGGUGCGGGCGCAGGAGGCGGCGGCGCUGGUAGAGCAGCGGGGGCAGGACAAUCCCGGCGCGUUGGACAAGGCGGUGGAACUGUUGGACGAAAUCGUGCUCUCCGACCAGUUCGUUGAAUUCCUGACGCUGCCGGGCUACCGGUAUUUGGACUAG
This is a messenger RNA of Geodia barretti, 1578 nucleotides long. Lineage: Eukaryota; Metazoa; Porifera; Demospongiae; Tetractinellida; Geodiidae. The record is from the annotation of a GenBank genome assembly.